AGUCUCCUGCCUCCUCUUGGUUCUACUACAUAAGCAUGGCUUUGGAAAACUGUAAAAAGCAGAGUCUUUGCCUCCCAAACACAGUAAUUGGGAAGACCAGACAUCCCUUUGACAAGGAGUAGCCACAUGUUUCAGAGAAUGGCAGUGGUCUCUGCAAUGUCCUGGGUCCUGUAUUUGUGGAUAAGUGCCUGUGCAAUGCUGCUCUGUCAGGGGUCCCUCCAUCACACUUUCCAGCAGCAUCACCUGCACAGACCAGAAGGAGGAACGUGUGAAGUUAUAGCAGCACACAGAUGCUGUAAUAAGAAUCGAAUUGAGGAAAGAUCACAAACAGUAAAAUGCUCCUGUCUACCUGGGAAAGUGGCUGGGACUACAAGAAACAGACCUUCCUGUGUUGAUGCUUCUAUAGUGAUUGGGAAGUGGUGGUGUGAGAUGGAGCCCUGCCUAGAAGGAGAGGAAUGUAAGACAUUGCCUGAUAAUUCUGGAUGGAUGUGUGCAACUGGCAAUAAAAUCAAGACCACCAGAAUCCACCCAAGGACUUAACAGAGCGCCCACGUCUGCACGGAGACAGUGAAAGCCCUGCUGAUUUAUGAGGACAAAGU
Serinus canaria (Common canary) is the source of this 599-nucleotide messenger RNA. RefSeq names its product TAFA chemokine like family member 1 (gene TAFA1). NCBI's taxonomy places the organism in Eukaryota, Metazoa, Chordata, Aves, Passeriformes, Fringillidae. The record is from RefSeq and is a predicted model, not a curated record. The transcript is spliced from 6 exons. The coding region runs from base 127 to 540 and encodes 137 amino acids. Gene Ontology annotation, molecular function: receptor ligand activity. Gene Ontology annotation, biological process: neuroblast differentiation; regulation of neuroblast proliferation.